GAACCACAGCAGAUUCUCUCUUCUUUUUUUUUUUGUUCUUACUCUCAUCAGAUGUGAUUAAUUUUCAGUGCAUGGCAACUAGAAGUGCAGCUUCAGACUCAAAAUCACAUAUGCAACAAGGCAGGACAUGUCUAUGCUCCCCCACCGCACAUCCUGGAUCAUUCAGGUGUAGCCUGCACAGGAACUUCCAUAGGGUUCCCAGUGUAUCAACGGUCAAGGUUUCAUCAAAGAAGUGGGAGUUGGCUGUGAUUGAUAAGGCAAAUUCAUUGAAGGCAUUUCUGCUUCAGAUUAUCAAGCCUUCUAGUCAUGAUCUUCAGAGGAGGAGGAACUUUCGCCCCAGGCCAACCAGGUUUUGCUUAAUGAAUGCCAGUAGAGAUGGGGUUGCAGUUUCUUGAUCUUAGCUCUCUCUCUUUUUUCAAAUCGUUAUGGUAUUUUUUUUUUUUCUGAUUCUA
Molecule: messenger RNA, 452 nt
Organism: Manihot esculenta (cassava)
Lineage: Eukaryota; Viridiplantae; Streptophyta; Magnoliopsida; Malpighiales; Euphorbiaceae
Exons: 1
Coding region: 72-395 (107 amino acids)
Source: RefSeq, a predicted model, not a curated record